Messenger RNA from Monoraphidium neglectum, 447 nucleotides. RefSeq lists its product as hypothetical. The record is from RefSeq and is a predicted model, not a curated record. The transcript has 2 exons. Lineage: Eukaryota; Viridiplantae; Chlorophyta; Chlorophyceae; Sphaeropleales; Selenastraceae. The coding region runs from base 1 to 447 and encodes 148 amino acids.
AUGGAAAGGGACGAGCUGGCGGACCAGAUCGAGCGCCUCGAGUGGCAGAUCGCGCACAGCGACGACCUGAGCCUGGACAGCAGUGCUCCCCUCAUCCCCGCCGCCAACGGCAACGGAAACGGCAACGGCAACGGCAACGGCAACGGUGCCGCAACGCACGAGCGGCGGCUCCACCAUCAGAGCCCCGAGGAGCAGCAGCAGCAGCAGCACUCCCAGCCCGACGCCGGGCAGCACCACCCCGACGCGCGCCGCGCGGCGCUGGAGGCGCUGCGGCAGCGGCGCGCGGCGGUGAAGGGGCAGCACACCGCGCUGCUGCGGGCGUACCACGAGGCGUUCCACCCCGUGUGGGGGCGGCUGCUCAAGACCGGCUACCAGAACUCACGAUACGCACACCAGGUGGGCGGUGUCAGGGUGGAGUCGUUCGUCUGCUUUGGCAUGACUCAAUGA